Acanthaster planci (crown-of-thorns starfish) is the source of this 5205-nucleotide messenger RNA. RefSeq names its product transmembrane protein 164 (gene tmem164). The record is from RefSeq and is a predicted model, not a curated record. NCBI's taxonomy places the organism in Eukaryota, Metazoa, Echinodermata, Asteroidea, Valvatida, Acanthasteridae.
UACAUCGCCCGUUAAAUUUAUGAGCUGAGCAGGUACAGUACUUAUGCAUAAAAAUAAUAAUACAUGGUGUGUUUGGGGCGGAUAUCGGCGCGGCAGAAAAGCCAGGACUCAGGACACACACAAGCGCCGGGGCAUGUCUGGCGUGAUGGAACAAUCAUGAUUUCCUCUUUCCUUUAGUCGUAGAAGAUUUACCUUCUACUGGUUCUAGAGAUCGUCGGCAUUUAUCGUCACAUCAGGUCCUACAAUGGCUACCCUAGGCAGUUACCUCCAGCCGUCCACAUGGCAGCUCGAGUGGGUAUGCCACGGGGUGGACCCAAAAUUCCCCGGCAAUGGGGGGCCUGAGUGCGCCCGGUUCCUGGACCCUGUCCAGCGUCUCCUAGAGACGGUCCUGGUAUUGACCGUCUGCUUCGUGGAGAUGCGGCUGACCUGGCCCCGGCUGGACCUGCCGCCCAGCGUGCUGGAGGCCGUGGAGCGUCACCGGCGGUCGGGCCGGGGGGAGGCAGGCAAACGGGUGCUGCUGGUGGUGCUUUGCCUGGUGUUUGGAGUGGAGCUGGGUCUGAAAUUUGCCACAAAGACUUUCAUCUACAUGAUGAACCCUUGCCAUGUACUUACUCUUGUACAGAUUUAUCUUUUAGCUGUUCCUCCCAGCAAGACGGCAUUAAUAGUUUUCCGGGCCCACAUGUCUGCCCUCAGUGGGCCAUUCCUAGCGAUAAUCUUUCCUGUUCUCAACACCAGACUUUUACCAUGUGAACCGGAGCUGUACUGGGUUCAACACGUUCUAAUCUAUCUCAUCAUACCCCCGUACCUCAUGAGUCUUGGAGGUGCUUAUACUUGUGAGCCAUUGUCCAACUUUUCCUGGGUCAUUUUCAUGACGGGAGCCCAGUUCAUCUACCAUUUUAUUCCCCUUCAAGGCAUGGCAUUGCUGCUGCACGUCAACUUGAACAACAUGCUCUGUCCCGCACCAAGCGACCCCUUCUGCAGCUCCUGGUAUCGCAUGUUUGCCCUGGUCCACCAGCAUCUCCUGCUCCCCGUCCACCUGAAACUCUACACCCUGGUGAUGAGGUUGAUUCUCCCUGUGAACCCCGACCCCAUCAACGGCGACGUCAUCAAGAAAUCUCACUAGGUGUGUGUGUACAUUUGUUUGUGCAGGCUGAGGUGACCUUUUACCAAAUCUGACAAACGUUCAAAACAUGGUUCCUCUCAUCAGGGGCUCUUUGUGCUAAUUGCUUGGGCAUGAAUUGCAGAAGUAGGCCAGUAAAUAGGCCCAAAAUAAUCACCACCAUCCAAAUCGUGAUUAUUAGGCCUUAACAUUCUUUGUCAUUUAUAGGUCUUACGGCCCACAAUCUCGAGCAGUUGUCUAUAGAAAGUGUGGAACUUUGAAUAAGACUGUGAACUCCAAUUUCUGAGAAAUUUGGACAGAGUCAAUCCUAAAGGAACUAUAAUUUCCAUUAGGGUCAGUCACUUCCUGCAUUGCCACCUGCUAUGUGUAGCACUGCCAAGAACUUCGGUGUUUUGUUGGAAUGACAAAUUCUUUUUGUGGGACACUAUUCACCAAAAAUUAUUAGAUUCACCAUAAAUGAGACAGUGAUGGAAUGAAAUUUAAUGCCAUGUGUCUCAGCGACCUCGGAGAAGUGUACUUUUCCUGUAUUUUUAAGAAGUGAAGGUUGUCUGUGGCAGUCUACUGAUUGGUCUGCUUUGUCACAUUUUAGAGACAUGGCGUACCAAAACUGGUUUGCUCGCAGCAUGGUUCUGCCUUGCAUGGGUUAAGUUGAAUGCAUGCAGUCCACGAAUACUUGCGUACUAGGAAUGCACCCCGCUGGUAAACUUUUAGUGCUGAUGCAUGGAAUCAGUAACUGCUUUGUUGUCUAAGUGCAUGCAUCUUGGAUUGGGGUGAUGUCAUUGUUGUAAGGCAUCCUGCCCAAGGACACAAAUUGUUCUCAUCCCUGCCUGGUUCCAGACUUGCAUUCAGCUGUUUCUCCUCGGCUCGUAGUGUUCAGAGAGCUCCAGAUGGUAGUCAGCAAUAGGUAACAAGUUGGAAAUCUGUGUGUGAUGCAAAAUUUGGCCCACUGAGUCGGCAAAACAGUGUGUACAGAACACUGCCGAAACAUUUCAAUUUGGUAUAGUCCCCCAUUUGUAGUUUGGAUGUUUUAGCUCGACGGGCAAGUUUUUAUUUCCAUGUACACAUCAUUAGAUUGUUCUUAUAUGUGUACUUUAUCAGAGAAAUAAAGAAAGACAUAAUUAUAUUGUGGCCACGUGUUGACAUGGUUGACCCAAUGCAAAGCAUUGAUGUAAAGCAGUUACAUUCCACUCUUUGUUGUGUAGUUUGAUACAAAUUUGCAUAGUUUGUAAAAGUCAUAGAUAUGUCUGGCAAUGUUAUGAUCACGUUUCUCGACCAGAUCUAGUGGUCUCCAACAAUGGGAAACACUUCUGAGACACUUGGGGGCAGCAAACCUACUGGUCCUACAGAUACGUGACCGCUCUACUAUUGUUUGCGUCUGGUUUGGGCUAAUCUGAUGUGGGCAUGCUCAAACUGACGCUAACAUUGGUUGACCAGACGGUCACUCAGGACCAGUGUGUUUGCCUUCACCAAGCAUCUCAAAGAGUCUCCAGUUGGCAAAUGCUACAGAGGUUUUCCAGUUCUGUUACUGGAACAUCCAAAUAACUUUCUUUCAUGUAAGUAUGAGUAAGUUUUUCUUAACAUAACUUUGAAAAAAUUCUCCUUUUUUGUCUCAGAUGAUCAUCCAUGUUGUAUAAAUCACUAGUACAUUCUACCCUACAUAGGGGUUCUCAUUUCUUUUAGUUACUUUCAAAGGCAAAGUGGUACAUAGAAUAACAAGAAUAUUCUUGUUUUAUUUUGUAUUAAUAGCAGAAUUUAUUAACGGUCAGAGGAAGUACAGUAUUAUGCGGAUGUUUGCCCAGUGGUUUUUCAGACAAUCAGUAAUAUUGAAGUCAAGCCUAGAUCUCGAACGUACAGACAACACAUUGGUGACAGUGUAAAACUGAACAGGUUUUCAAGACUUAACAGUACAGAGUGUACUUACCACCAAAGAUCGUAGAGCACCGCAAAGCGGCGCAAGAUGGCGAACUUCACCGUGAAUACAAGUAAAAUGUUGUAAUCGCAUGGGCGCCAUUUGAGCAAGCGAUACGCGUGUGCAAUUCAUAUUAAUGCACAGGCGCCGCGGCAGGCACGUGCACCUGGGGAGCCUGCGCCCAAACAUUACCGUAAAAUGCGCAGGCGUAUCGCUUGCUCAAAUGCGCCCACGAUAAUUACAUCUUUUGGGCAGAGUUAUCCAUCUUGCGCCUUUGGCGCUAUAUGAUCUUUGCUUACCACCAUGUCCAGUUGGCCAUUGGCAGUAUUCAGUUCUUGCUACGCAAGCAGAAGGCUCGACUUCAUGAUCACAGCGUUGGUCGAAUAAUUAUAUCGCCUUAAGAAGUACACAAAAAAUUGCCUGCAAGUAUCUCGUUGUUGUUAUUUGUGCUACGGAGAAACGGUUACUAAUUGUGAUAAGCCAGGAUUAACAAUUUUGACAUAGCAGACUAUCGACCAAUCAGAACUGGUCACCCCUUUGAGAACAGGGAUCUAGUGGUAAUUACAGAUGAGCAUUCUGUUGGCAUGGUGAGAAAUCUUGGGAUAUGAAUAUUCAUCAUUUCUCUGAUUGGCUGCCAGUUAUUAUUCCACCUCCAUUAGCAGGAAAUGUGGCUUAUAUUUCACAGAGCCACCGAACACAAACAGACAAAUCGCUUAGCAUUUAUUACUUGCUUAGCAAAAAGUAGCAGUAAACCAGUCAUGUUGCAUGUGGUGACAUUUUUACUAGAAACCUGUGUCUGCUAAGCUCAUUUUUCCUGUGCUAAAGCAAAUUUGUGUGCUUGGCAGCUCUGUGAAAUUCGGCUCAGAAUUGGGACAACUGUCAUGUGUGUGUGUUUUCAUUGUAUUGAAUAAUUAAUCGGAUGCAAAGGUUGUAGAUUUGCUAAAAUUGUGUAAAUCAAAGGUAAUUAUAAAUAUGUACAAUUUUUAAUGGUUAAGAUUUUCAUACAACAGUAAGUUGCCACUUACCUGUCUGUCAAAUCUCAUACACACAAAACUUACAUGUGUUUACUCUUCACGUUUUAUGAUUGAAUUGUUUCAUUGCAUCGUAUACCUCCAAGGCUUUGAACUUUUAACACUUAAACUUUGCUGUCUAUUUCAACAUUUGGCGAGGUACAUUACUCUUCUUUUUUUUCACUUGAAAAGAUCUGAAAUCAAUACUUCAGGCUAAAUUACAUCUUGUCACUGAAUGUUUUGCUGGUCACAGAUGUUACCAGGUUUACAUAAGGACUGUUAGUUUUCAUUCGGUGUAAAUUUACCAACUGUGCUCUUUAACUCACUUGUUUUUAGGCUACAAAGAUUGGCUUCAAAGAAUGGCUACAUGCACUGUUUGGCAUGCACGAGGGUUUAUCCACUACGGACACAGGGCGAGGGCUCCCCUCAUUUCCUCUGUUUCCUUAGAAUGACGCAAUCUACAUUCAGCAUGUUCAGAAUUCGCAUCUUGGCAUGAACAGAAAAAAAACCUUUUGCUUGUUAUAGUUGAGCUCUGAAGACACAUGAAACUGCGUUUGAUUUGUAUGCUUCCAUAUUUAUUCGAACAGAUAAAAUCAGAAAAAACGUGUUUUCCUUUGAGUUGCUCUUUAACAGAUGGAUGUACCUGCAAAGUGGUCAUUCCGGUUCUUUGUAAAAUGUAACAUUGAUCUGUGAAUAGAAAGUCUCUCUUUUCUUUCCGUAAUUUACAGUUUCAUACAGUCACUGGAAUAUAUAUAUAAAUGUACAUACGGACUGAUAGGAAGAAAACUGUUACUUCACCAUAGCAUGUUACACUUUGAAGUCUUGAUAUACCAUUGGAAGUGUUUUAGUGUUCAUUUUUUUUAACCAAAACUUUAAACACCAAGCAUGGGUUGAAAUAUGUUUCCCAGUAUGUGUUAGAUUCUCACAUUCUCAGUGAGUAAAACUUAUUUUGACUGUGCCAUUUUUCAAUGUCACAAUCACAGUUUCAACAGUUUGAUGGGAAGACCCUUCAGUACAUGCAGGUCAGUUGUAUCCAGAUGUGGCCGUAAACUCGAUGAGACAUUAAACUUUCUAUUUGUGACCUGCUCCACAAAAAAGGGUAAUAAGUCGUGCAAUGCCAAAACACGUAAUGGCCUGUUCUCUUUGGAGAAGGCAAAAUGUCUUCA